AUGCCGCCCAGCCAGAGAGUCGCCGGCGGCGAACUCAGUGGCGCCGUUCGUGUGCAGGCGGAGACGAAGGUGCCGUGCGGCGUCGGCGUCGGCGGCGGCGUGAUGGAGGCGUCGGCCGCGGAGGCGCUGCUGGUGGCGGAGGCGGCGGGGGCGGCGGGCGGCGACCCCGAGCUGCAGGCGCUGGCGCCCUCGUCCGCCCCCUCGCCCUCGGCUCGCCGGCCGCAGCAGCCGCAGCGCCACAGGCCGGCGCAGCCCCAGGACGGCCACGGCUGGCGCUGGAGGCCCCCCUGGUUCACCAUCGCCGUCAGCAUCGUUGAGGUGCUGGCGUACGUGUGCGUGGACGCGCGCCACGUGCUGGUGUUCAACCCGGGCCGGCGGCGCGAGGCGUGGCGCUUCGUGUCGUACAUGCUGGUGCACUCUGGCGCGCUGCACCUGGCGCUCAACGUCGCCAUCCAGCUGCUGCUCGCCACGCCGCUCGAGACCGAGCAGGGCUGCUGGCGCACCGCGCUCGUCUACCUGGGCGGCGGGCUCGCAGGCUCGCUGGGGACCUCGCUGCUGGAGCCCGACCUCUGCAUCGAGGGCGCCUCUGCCGGCGUGUACGCGCUGCUCAUCUCGCAGCUCGCCAACAUCUGGCUGAACUACCGGGCGCUGCGCUACAAGGUGUACCGCGGCGUGUCGGUGGCGGUGCUGCUGCUGGCGGACGUGGGCUUCUCGCUGCACCACCACUACGCGACGGGCAACAAGGGCCCGCGCAUCUGCUGGGCGGCGCACGCGGCGGGCGCGCUCGCCGGCCUGCUGCUGGGGCUCGUGGCGUUCCGCGCGCAGCCCAAGCCGGGCGCGCUCGAGCCGCCCGCCUUCGGCGCCGGCUGGCCGCGGCUCGCCGUCCGCGUGGCGGCGCUGGCGCUGCUCGGCGCCGCCUUCUGCGCCGCGCUCGCCUGCAACGUGUUGCGCCCGGACAACCUGCGGCUCGUCACCGCCUGCCCCCGGCCUUCCUGAGGGGACCGCUCACUCAGCCUUGUGGUCGAGUCUCAACUCUGCGUUUUACGCGAGCGGCUUCCUAGUCCCUACCGGCUGCUCGUGACGACGGGCGCCGUAGUCCUGUACUGAGACUCCACUGUCACGACUGGUCCCUCCUGUUCAGACGUCGGGCCCCAAAAUAGCGUGUGUUCCGAGUGCCGUCUGCUGUGAAAGUAUGGUUAUGAGAGACUGUCCUUUAAAAAAUUGGAAUAUACCAACACCAUUAAGGAAUUACGAAUAACAGUAGAGUUUGUUAAUAACCAAUCACCGUAGUGAACAUUCUUAUCAAAGAUGUACGCUAAGUCCUUGACCCUGCUGAAAAUUGAAGGAACACCGUCAGGAAAAGUGUGAACAAAACAUUAGCACUUAUUUUCUCGAAGAAAAAUACAAUCAAACGCAUUAAACAAUAUUUAAAAGGCAGUAAAAGAGCAUUUUUAGUUUAUUCUUUAUGCCAUAUUUUCCUUUGAGUGACAAACAGUAUCCAACGUUCUUUUCUGCUUCAAUAGGGCUGACUUAUUCACUCGUGAAACAAUUUCCAUUCAGCCAUUACGUUUAUGUCACAAUCUGUCUUUUUCUCGUAUCAGAUCUUAAUCUGUCUCUUAGGAGGAUAUUCGUAAUAUAAAAAUAUCAAAUCGUCAUGUAACCUGCGCUUUGUAUCGCGAAAACGAAGCAAACAAUCACAUAAAUACUGAGAAAACACCAAAGGACUAUAUCUGUUUCUAUAGCAUGGGUGAGCGUGGCAAGACAUGGGUAGUUACCGACGUUGGCAGGCCGCCUCCUGUUUUGCGCGUACGGAGUAUUCAAUAUGCUUAUAUCUUCAGAAUUCUACACUCGACAGAAUCAGUUGAUCACUGACGUCAGUGACUCACUCGCACCGCGGUUGGCGACUGAUUUGCGCGCAGGUACGUGACACGCACCCAGUAUGACUAGUCGCAUUUGACUAGAAAGUCGUUCGUGCAAAACGGUCCUUAAUUUCUGCUUGGCAGGGUCUGCGGCAUCACCCAGUACAAAUAGUCUGAAGGACACGCGCAGUUAUCUCCGGUAUCGUCUUCUUUUCUUCCGUGCUGUGCGCAGCAAUUUGCCAUUACAUUUUUCUCCGCGUUUCUGUUGCGUUAGCGCCGCCACUAUACAGCAUAAGGGAAGCAGAGACAAUCAUAUGAUUCCUCACAUAACGUAGCCCACGUACUGAAUUUAAAUUCGCAAACAAUUCAUUCGUCCUGCAGGUUUCGCUACUUUGAACAAACAUCGUUCUGUGUACUUGUAAUAAGGAACCCAUAAAUAUAACGUAACACUGACCUGUGAUGUGUACCCUCGCAGGAUUCCGAGAUAUUGAAAUAAUGUUUGUGUAUACUGGUGGAGCGUUAUUCUUCAGAUAUUUUAUGUUUUCCUAACCACGGAACAUCCGUAUUAUGGUAUUAAUCAUCAGCGCAUGCCGCCCUAGAGGUACUCCAAACAGCAACUCAAAUGAGUCACUGGGAUGGUAUUUUUCCUAAUGAAGAUGCAGAAAGCUGCUUAUGUAGCUCUAAUAUAGCCAGUCAUGCACUUCUGCAUCGAAACAACUCUAGAAAAUUUUGACGCAGCUGAAUUUGUCUUCCACUUUUUUCCGGUUUUCAUCAAUGUCCGUGUAUCGUUGAGCAUCUUAUUAUGUGAAGCAAGAAACACAUAGCAUAACUGCUUGCCUCGGUGCCUUUCCACUACAUGGAAAUCGGGUUCUAUAUUCCUCAAGAAUUUUAUCAUCUUACCAAAAAUUACAAUUGUCAACGUUAAACUUUGUUUGUUCCCAGCAUAGUGCGACGUCUAUGCAUAGCCAAACCCUUUCUACAAGUGAUUACUACCACUGCACAUGUUCCACACCAUUCAUAAACACGAAACGUUUAUAGUUCACAAGCUGCAACACUGUUUCACUCUUUUGACAAAUACACACCACUAUUUAUGACAUUUCAGCAGUCUACCGAAACUGCUGUUUCCUGUGUUAUGAUUUCCAGAAACAAAAUAUAGGGAUUUCAUUUACAAACAGAUAUUUAGUUUGUUAUCAGAAAAUACUAAAUGAUGGAGACUACUGUUUAUUCACAAAGGCCUGAAAGAUGAGUCUCUGGUUCUGGGCCGCUGAAGCUCGUGUAAGUCGGUCGAUUUCGGGCCACGACUGCUUAGUGUCUGGUUGCUGACAACAGUGGCUAUCUAAACAACGGUGCGCUUAUGUGUGUCGUAGCCGUUAGGAAGUGAUUGCUGUGUGGUGCCGUGCCAAAACAAGCAAGUAGGUUUGUAGUGCUAGUACUUUGUGACGAAAGUGCAGCUUGUUCCCCUCGCAACGCCUCUUCCACGCAGAAACCGAUGUUCUGGUAGACUGUGGGUGCAGCUUGCUUCCUCCUGUUUCUGCACCAGCUUGAGGAUUCGUUCAUGACUUUUUAAAGAAAUGUAGAGUCCUUCUUCCUUUUUGUGUACUUCCCUAGUAGUACAAAAACAUUAAUUGAAUCUGAGUCACUGUUAUGAUAUGUUUCCUAGUAAAUAUUCAUGAAACUGUUUGAGUAGCUCUAAUACAGUUACGAUGAAGAACGCAGUGCCAAAAUGUUUUUGAUGGCAGGUCUUCUCAGACAACAUAUGUACAAAAUGUUGAAAUACCAAAUGAAAAUAACUUUAUUCACAUCAAUGUCCUUUUAUGUGUUUCGGCUAAGCAUUUCAAAACUAUGAACAAGUCUUAAAACGUCCACUCAGCUACUCCAAUGCUUAGGUUUCGACAGGAAGCCCCUCUACUGUAAUAGCUGCACUGCUGGUGUUAUCUCAGCGUCUAAUGCUGUAUAGGAUAUAGUCUUUGUUCAUUGAUAGUAGAGGAUGAAGUUUAGUGAUAUUUGUUCUAUAUCAUUUUGCUUGGUUCAUUUUAACAAGUCCUGAUGACAGUUACAGCCGUCCCAUAAUACUGAAUUGCUCAAGUACAAUCAUCUCCUCUAAUUAUAAAUCGUAUCUCACCCAGUGGAUCCGUCGAUCUGGUAUGACCAAUGGCAUGCGACAACCAACGAAUAAGACUGGAAAUCUACAAGAGAGGCAUGAUUUCACCUUAUGGUGUAUAAAUUAAAAAGUGAAACUUGGAAUUCUCUCACUUGCUCAAGUCGCAUAUUGCCCUUACGAAUAUAAAUGAUUAUUUUCCGACACUUUUGUGAAAGGGAUAUUGAGAAGUAUAACUGUUCGAAAGGACAGAGAUUUUUCUUGUUUGCACGUACAAGAAAAUAAGAGACUUUCAGUAAGGUUAACAAAAUUUUCAUUGAGCAUUAUUGUUAAACACAUUAAAAAAGAAUUUUUAGAGCUACAGUAAGUGAUUUGCAGGACUGAAAAUGAAAAAAGCGAAGGACAGAUCUCUGCUAAAGCAAAUGUGCUGUUGCAUUUACCAUUGCUUUUAUUAAUAGUUUUCCAAUGGCAGCUGCAUUCCGUUUCUUGUUGGCAGAAUAGUAAGAGUAUUAUGGAUUUAAAUUCUAAACUUAGUUGCAUGUUGCACAAAUAUUUUUGACAUUUGUACUAAUUAUAAUCUGUGUUGAGGAUGGCAGAAAAUAUGUGGUAUUUAUAUGCAUGAAGUAUUGCUUGCUCAUGAACAUUUGUGUCUUUAAUUUACGACACAUGUUGUUUUCUUGUAGAAGAAAUUGAAUAAGAAACAAAUAUUUAAUAUGCCAUCAUUGUUUAUAAGUAGAAAUCGCACAUCAUCAAACCAACAUGCUCAAGAAUAAUCACUUGAAAGAACAAUGUAAUAUAAUAAAUUUGGUAAGUCCAUUACCAAAAUCUGUGGUUUAUCAUAAAAUGCUCAGUUGUAUUUUGACAUUUAAUUAACUGACUCUUCAGCAACAACAUAGUAAACUGCGUACACAUCUUUCAUAGGUUUGUGGAAUAUCUUUCAUAGGUCAUUGUAGCUCCACAAAAACUCUUGAUAGAACAAAUGUGCAAACAGCAUUAUUAUAGAGACUUCACUGUAAAUGGUGUCUACCAGAUGUUGUAUAAUUGUAGAUCAUUUUAGUGCCAUAUCAUAAAGUAAUCAAACAGUACCAGUAGCUUAGCCUGAAUUUUGAAGAAAUGGUUUCUGAACAUUCGUAUGUUCUGUAUUUCUCAUGUUUAGGGAAUAACUAGUGUUAAACUGUAACCUAAAAUGAAUUUUGUAAACUGUAUGGGGGUACUGGUUUUUACACAGGGGAAAUAUACCAAUAUAUUUACCCUCAUCAUUAACAUAUUCAAUUUUAAUUCUUCAUUAAGACACUGUACUUUUAUUUGUCUUUCUUUCUUUUACCUUGCACUUCAUUUCCUAUGAACUGUUGACUUUUUCAGUAAUUCUUAGAGCACUGUAUUAUGAAUAUUACUAUUAAUCUUUCUUGCUAGGUCUUUGUUAUAUGUGAUGUAGAAUCAUGUAAGACUACUAUACAACCUGUAUAUUGGCUGUUGCCAUGAUAAAGAUAAAAUCUCAUGUGAUACAUAUUAUCCCCUAAUUGCCUGUAUGUUAGCUGUUAUGUCACCAGGGUACAUUGGUGUGAAAUUACCUAUAGAAAAAGCUUUAUACUUUAAUUUCAUUUCUUGUGACAAAACAAUUUAAAGAAAUAGUUAGAAAACUCUACCAAAAUCAUUAACUAUACACUUUUAAGAAAAUGCUCCCUUUCUUGCUUCAUUAUAUCCCACUUAAAAAAAAAGAUAUAAUGUCUAAUUGAAUGGCUGAAAUUGUUUACCUGCUUUCUCUUCACAACCAGUCUAAUAAACAAUACUGACAUCCUGUUCUUAGCAGAUACAUCAUACUUCCCCUAAUCUACCUUUUGUGUAAUAAACAUGAUGAAGACAGAAAAUGUAGACUUACACAGUGGAUACUAACAAUCUUUCUUCUGUGUAUCAAUCACAAAAAAAAAAGAAAUAGGG
Molecule: messenger RNA, 5895 nt
Organism: Schistocerca nitens (vagrant locust)
Lineage: Eukaryota; Metazoa; Arthropoda; Insecta; Orthoptera; Acrididae
Product: protein rhomboid
Exons: 4
Coding region: 1-996 (331 amino acids)
Cellular component (GO): membrane
Molecular function (GO): serine-type endopeptidase activity
Source: RefSeq, a predicted model, not a curated record